Molecule: messenger RNA, 462 nt
Organism: Phytophthora infestans T30-4
Lineage: Eukaryota; Oomycota; Peronosporomycetes; Peronosporales; Peronosporaceae
Exons: 2
Coding region: 1-462 (153 amino acids)
Biological process (GO): UDP-N-acetylglucosamine biosynthetic process
Molecular function (GO): UDP-N-acetylglucosamine diphosphorylase activity
Source: RefSeq, a predicted model, not a curated record
AUGGAGAGCACCAACUUGACUGCAAACGCUGGCUCCAUCCCAGCUUCGCUUCGAAAGACGUAUGAAGAAGCAGGUCAGGGCCAUGUCUUCCGGUUUGUCGACGCCGGCAAAGUCACCGCGCAGGAUGCAAAUGAACUGGUCGAAAAUCUCCAGCAUUAUGACCCCCACCAGGUUGCGGCCCUAUUCAAUCGAUCUACCAAGGCUAACAGCGUGGCAGAUGCAGCAGCUGACGAGGUAACACCGCUAGAAGAAGGAGUGGUGCACCAGUUGAGUGAGACUGCGCCAGAGUUGAAGGAGAAAUGGCUCGAUCUGGGUCUCGAGGCUGUUUCAAAAGGCAUGGCUGGCGCUUUGGUGCUCAGUGGGGGGCAAGGUACGCGUCUCGGCUUCGCCGGUCCCAAGGGCAUAUUUUCGCGUUGCGAGUUCGCAAAGUACAGGCGCUGGCACAGACUCGCUUCAACCUGA